Colletotrichum chrysophilum is the source of this 1044-nucleotide messenger RNA. RefSeq lists its product as uncharacterized. Bases 1 to 1044 code for a protein of 347 amino acids. The record is from RefSeq and is a predicted model, not a curated record. Gene Ontology annotation, cellular component: membrane. The transcript has 3 exons. Gene Ontology annotation, molecular function: transmembrane transporter activity. Gene Ontology annotation, biological process: transmembrane transport. Lineage: Eukaryota; Fungi; Ascomycota; Sordariomycetes; Glomerellales; Glomerellaceae.
AUGGCUCUCUGGGGCGUCCUCACAUGCAUCAUGUCCGUCGUCAAAGAAUACCAUCACCUCAUCGUGCUUCGUGUCUUUGUUGGAAUAAUGGAAAGUGGUUUCGCCCCUGGCAUCCUUCUCAUCAUUUCUUCCUGGUAUCGGCGGGGAGAACAAUCGAGACGUUUUGCCGUUUUCAUGUCUGCGGCAAUUCUUUCCGGAGCAUUUGGCGGGUUGCUUGCUGGUGCGAUUACCAGUGGCUUGGAAGGGGCACAUGGGAUUCGGGGAUGGAGGUGGCUCUUCAUCGUCGAAGGUGUUGCAACCAUUGGAUGGGCUGGCAUCUCGGCUUUCAUCUUGUUGGACUUUCCUGCAACUUCAACGAGGCUGACACCCAGAGAGAGAGAAAUUGCGGUCGCGAGGUUACAAGAAGACAAUGUCACGGUUCGAAACGCUGAUGAGAAGCUGGGCAAGGGUAAAUCUUUCAUGUUGGCACUGAGAGAUUGGAGAACUUGGGGGUUCAUAUUUGGUUACAUGGUGAUUGUUGGCUCUUCUACACUCUCCUAUUUCUAUCCUACUCUUGUCCAUGGACUUGGCUUUACGUCAACGGUCCAGGCUCAGUACAUGACGGUCCCCAUCUACGCAUUCGCUUUCGUCUGCACGGCAAUUACCGGCUACUUCGGCGACAAAAUACCCGAUCAUCGCGGACUAGUCAUCGCUGCCUGGCUCGCAUUCAGCAUGAUCACCUCGAUCAUCGUCUGCGUGGUGUACAACUUUACAGCGCGAUACGUUCUGCUUGUUCUCAUGGCCGCUGGGUUGUGGGCAUCUAACGCGAUGUCUCUGUCCUUUGCCAGCUCAACGUUCGGAAGCAUGGACGCAGAGGUUCGUGCGAUCGCGCUGGCACUGAUGAAUGCUCUCGGAAACUUGGCGCAAAUCUAUGGCGCAUAUCUCUUCCCUACAGACGAUGCUCCGAAAUAUCUCAUGGGUUUCGGCGUUAUUUCUGGCAUGCUGGGCUUUGGUACGGUUGUUUAUAUAAUUAUGCACAUCCUGGUCAGACGUUGGAAGCCUUGA